This is a messenger RNA of Colletotrichum paranaense, 7161 nucleotides long. RefSeq names its product PKSN polyketide synthase for alternapyrone biosynthesis protein. Gene Ontology annotation, molecular function: fatty acid synthase activity; phosphopantetheine binding; 3-oxoacyl-[acyl-carrier-protein] synthase activity. The record is from RefSeq and is a predicted model, not a curated record. The transcript has 9 exons. Lineage: Eukaryota; Fungi; Ascomycota; Sordariomycetes; Glomerellales; Glomerellaceae. Bases 1 to 7161 code for a protein of 2386 amino acids. Gene Ontology annotation, biological process: fatty acid biosynthetic process; secondary metabolite biosynthetic process.
AUGAGCCCGUGCGACGAACAAGAACCGAUUGCCAUUAUUGGCACAGCCUGCCGCCUGCCGGGGGAGGCGACAUCGGUGGGAAGACUUUGGGACAUGAUUAGCCAUGGCAGAAAUGCCCAUGGAAGAGUACCGUCUUCGCGGUGGGACGCAGAUGUGUGGUACCAUCCUGACCCUGAUCGUAAAGGAUCUAUUAGUGUGAAGCAUGGAUACUUCCUGGAGCAGGAUGUCUCUGUCUUUGAUGCACCCUUUUUCUCCAUGACCGCCAAGGAGGCAGCUGGAAUGGACCCAAUGAAAAGACUUCUGCUGGAAGUCAGUUACGAAGGCUUUGAGAAUGCGGGGAUUACGUUGGGCGAUCUGACGAAUUCUCAGACGGGAGUCUACGUCGGCUGUAUGACAAGCGACUAUGAGCAACUCUCAACACACGACAUUUUGGAUGUCGGAGAUGUAGCGGCAUCUGGGAUGAGCGAAGCGAUGACCGCAAAUCGAGUUUCAUGGUUUUUUGGACUUCGCGGACCUAGCCUUACACUCGACACAGCCUGCUCAUCGAGCUUAUACGCGCUGCACUUAGCUUGCCAGUCACUCAAAUUAGGCGAAACGAACAUGGGCCUGGUCGCUGGCGUUAACUUGAUUUUGCACCCCAAUUUCAUGCAUCAACUAUCCUCCAUGCAUAUGCUUAGCCCCGAGGGCAUCUCACACUCGUUCGACCACAGAGCCAAUGGUUAUGGGCGAGGUGAGGGUAUCGCGUGUAUCGUCGUCAAAAGAUUGAGAGAUGCAUUACGCGACGGCGACACCAUUCGAGCCGUUAUUCGCGGUACUGGGACCAACGCAGAUGGCAAAACACCGGGAAUAACACAACCUAGCGCUGAAGCACAGGCCGAACUCAUUCGGAGCACCUAUGAGAAGGCCGGACUAUUAUACUCAGACACGCAGUAUUUCGAAGCUCACGGCACGGGUACCCCGCUAGGAGACCCCAUUGAACUGUCAGCAAUCGGCGCAACCCUUGGCUCCGGGCGCUCGCCAGAGUCUGGCCCCCUGUACGUCGGUAGCAUCAAAGCCAAUGUGGGACACACAGAGGGCUGCUCAGGCCUUGCUGGAGUUCUGAAAUCGGUUCUUUGCUUGGAAAAGGGCAUACUCGUUCCGACAGCCGGGAUCGAAAAGGUGAACCCCAACUUGAAGCUGUCUGAGUGGAAAUUGGCUUUGCCUUUAGAAAACAUGGCUUGGCCUUCUCAAGGCCAGCGGCGCAUCAGUGUCAACUCAUUCGGGUUUGGAGGUGCCAACGCCCACGUUAUUCUCGAUGAUGCACAGAAUUACUUGAGAAACCGUGGGCUACAAGGAAAUCACACUACAACCGUUCCUGAAGAUGAUUCUUCCGAGUCUGGCAUCAGCAUGGGUUCCGACUCACCUCGCCAAGAAAACGUUAAGCGACUCUUUGCACUUAGUACGCGAGACCAGGCUGCGAUAGAACGCCUAGUUCAGUCUUACGGGGAUUUCUUGUCGAACAAGGAAGCAACUUCGAGUCCGAGAUUUCUAUCUGACUUUGCUUACACACUGUCAGAGCGACGAACUCAUCUCGAAUUUCGCAGUUUCGCCGUGGCAGAGUCCGCCAUAGACCUGCAAAACCAACUCAACAAGGGCCUGGCGAAGCCUAAAAGAGCAACGAAACACGAUAACCCGAUCUUUGUAUUCACUGGACAAGGUGCACAGUGGCCCGCGAUGGGCAAAGAGCUACUCAAUAAUUGCAUAUUCCGGACGAGCAUCCACAGGUCACAAGCCCUUCUCGAGCAUUACGGUUGCCCAUGGGACUUGAUCGACGAAAUGUCCCGGACCAACGAAUCAAAUAUUGAUCUCCCUCAGUACAGCCAAGUGCUGUGUACUGUUCUCCAGAUUGCUCUCGUUGAUUUGCUUCAAGAGUGGGGAGUGAGGCCAAGAGGAGUUGUUGGCCAUUCUAGUGGUGAGAUUGGCGCUGCAUAUGCUGCUGGCCUUCUAUCUCGCUGUAAUGCGGUAAAGAUUGCGUAUUUACGAGGCAUUUUUUCAGCAAAGGUGACCGAUGCUGUUGCACCUCGAGUAGGCGCCAUGGCAGCUGCUGGGCUAUCCCAAGAAGAGGCUGAAAGGUACAUUGAACAGGUACCAUCAGGUUCAGUCGUGGUAGCUUGCGUCAACAGCCCCUCAAGCGUAACUUUGUCCGGCGAUCAAUAUGCCGUUACGAAGUUGUGCAGCGCCAUUUCCACCGAUGGGAAGUUCGCAAGACUGCUUCGGGUCAAAACAGCCUACCAUUCACCUCACAUGGCAACAGUCGCCCACGAGUACAACAACAACAUGGGCAAUAUUAUCCCUCUGGGCGAAGCCGAACAAGUUUGUCCAAUGUUCUCCUCGCUCACUGGCGCUACCGUCACCUCCAAGGAUCUAGAUGCGUCGUACUGGAUGAAGAACAUGUGCGAGCAAGUUCGAUUCUCGCCAGCGAUGACUGCCUUACUAAACUACACGCCAGAGACUGCACAGAGUCGGGGUCGCAAUCGAUUGCAGUGGAGCGCCUUCGUCGAGAUCGGCCCUCAUGGGGCUUUGCAAAGUCCAGUGUUCGAAAUUGUAAAGGAAAGCCAGAACAAGACCGCAAAGGAGGCCCCGUAUCUCUCCGCCAUUGUCCGCAACAAGGAUGCAGAGAUGACGGCGCUACAGCUAGCCGGUCAGCUUUGGAGUUCAGGUCAUAGCAUAAACCUUUUGCGAGUGAACUGCAUCUAUCCGGAGUCUUUACCACUCUCAUUGCCCGACCUACCGUCUUAUCCUUGGAACCAUAGUAAGAGCUACUGGCAUGAGUCCGCGAUGGCUCAAUCAGCCAGAUUCCCAGGUGGUCCUCGCACCGAUCUAUUAGGGGUGUCGGUCAACCUGCAAAAUCCCAUGGAGCCCCGCUGGCGCAACUAUCUCCGUAUUGCCGAGAACCCGUGGAUCGAAGACCACAAAAUUACUGGAACCGUGCUUUACCCUGCGGCUGGCAUGAUUGUAAUGGCCUUGGAAGCUGCAUGCAAAUUACAAGACAACUCGAGGAAGCUCAAGGGCAUCGAAUUUCAAGACCUCAAAUUCGAGCGUGGUCUCGUCGUACCUGCAAGAGAACAAGGCCUCCAGACGGAAGUCAGCCUCAGACCAGACGAAGCGCUUUCAUUCACUUGGAAAUUCGCUGUUUAUUCUUUGCCAUCGAAAGGCUCGUGGACCAAGCACUGUCAUGGAACGGUGAGCCUGGAGUACGAAAACGCCGAGCAGUUUUCCGCAGCACCCUCGGAAGAGAAAUGGAGAGUCUUGACUAGCGAUUGGAACGACCUGAAACACAAAGACUCCCACGAAAUUGAAAUGGAAGACUUCUACGAUCAGCUUGAGUCUGUUGGAGUUGAGUACGGGCCGACUUUCAGAAAUGUUUUUCGAGCGGUUGCAGUGACUGGCAAGCACUGCGCCCAUGGAUGUAUCAGUAUCCCAGACACCAAGUCUUCCAUGCCUUUCGACUUUGAGUACCCCCAUCUGAUACACCCGGCAACCAUGGACGCCAUCUUCCAUCUACUCUUCAUUGCCUUUUCCGAUGGCAAGCCCUUUCAAGACGCUGCGGUUCCUUACACGUUGAAGCACAUGUACAUUGCUGCAGAUCUACCUCAGGGUGAGGGCGGUGUGUUCAGUGGUUACGCGAAGCGUCUUCGAACCAACGGCCGUGAGACCUCCGGUGACUUGAUUGUGUCUGAUGAGACCUGGAGCAGUCCGAAAUUGAUUAUCCGCGACUUUGCAUUGAGACAAGUGACAUCUUCACAAGAUUCUUCGUCUUCGAGCGAAAAGACUGAGCGAAAGGUUUGCGCAAAACUGAGAUGGAAGGAGGACAUCGACUUCGUUCGCUCAUCUGCAUCUUUUCUUAACUCGGACCAGGAUCAUUGCGGCGAAGUUGAGCUUGCUUGCGAUAAUAAGGUCUUGACGGCUCUAGCGAAAUUGCUGGAUAUGUUGCAUCAUAAGAGGCCAGGCUACGAGAUGCUUGUCGUCAUGCAAGACGCUUUGAAUAAUUCUCGUCUUUUCCUAGAAGCUGUACUCAAUAUCUUUGAGAGAGCUACACGCAGAAAAGGAAGGAAACUUCACAUCGUAACGACUUCAGAGGCGGCUGAAAGUCUUGCCAAAGAAUUGUCUUCCACCAGAUACGGAUUAUCAGAGAUUCAAACCUGGAACCCGACGUCCCAGGACGAGCCUCUGCUCUCGAGUGAAUCUUUUGACUUCAUUAUGAGCAUAAGGUCAAAUCAUCAUGACGAUGUCUCCUUUGUCCGCUCGACAUUACCCGCGCUGCGACAUCUUAUACGAUCGACGGGGUAUCUCUGCUUGGCGGAUCUGAAUCACCUCGGCUCAACACUAAGGCACGAUGAUGAGUCGAUGAUACUUACAGCAAGAAUGGAGACGAAAGUUUUCCUACGGGAUGAGAUCAGCAAAAUGACACUAGUAGUCGCAAAGAAGCCAACCCUUUCGUCACUUGACUUUUUGCCGUCUGAAGUCUUUCUGCUACACAGGCCGGAUUUCACUCCAGCAACAAAGCGUCUUCUGGACACUUUGAGUGAAAAGUUAAAGUCACUCGGCGGGAAAGUUACAUUGGCAUCAAUGUCAGAGAUAGAUCAUUUGAAAGGAAAAUGCAUCAUUUCUCUACUAGAGGUCGAUUUGCCCCUUGUUUACGACUGGGAUGCACAGAACUUUGAGGAUUUCAAGCGUCUGGUUUCCAACGCCUCCCAAAUCCUCUGGAUCACGCGUGGUGGUCUCAUACAACAUUGGAAAGAGGGGUUGGAGUUCGCACCAACACAGGGCCUUCUCAGGGUCAUGCGUACUGAAUAUUCCCAGGUCAAGUUGCCACAUCUUGAUUUGUCCAGAGCCAGUAGCCUAAGCGCGAGUAACACUGCCAGUAUCAUCUUUGAUAUCUGGUGUAACUUUGCACAAGGGGAAUCUGCUCAGAAUGACAUGGAAUACGCGGAAUUCGACGGUAGAGUGUUUGUUCCGCGGUUCGUCGAAGAUGAAAGCAUGGACGCAGAUUUACAAAAUCCAGAAAGAGUUCUCGGGUCGGAGAAGGGGACUCUGGACAGCAGAAAAAGCUUGACGCUGAUUCGACAAGGCAGCGAAUCUGUUUGGGUUAAUGAAUCGGAGUCUCCUACGCCUCUUCUUGAAGGCGAAGUUGAGAUUACUGUUGAGCUGGCGCUUGCGCAUACCACAUCAGUCUCUGAAGGUGCACCCGGCACUCUUGUUUGCUCUGCGAUUGUUGGAACAGUAACCGCGAUAUCAUCUUUGGAGAUGACAACGAGAGUUGGACAACGCGUCAUCGCGAUUCAUUCAGGGCCAUGCAGAACUAGCGUUCGCGUUCCCAUGUCGUUGGUUCGAUCGAUCUCUUCAAGUCUGCCGCCCGAAGAAGUUUUGACAACGUACUACUCAUUUUUUGCUAUUGGUUUUGCGUUAACACAGACAGCAAGACUCGAAAAUGGCCAGACUGUUCUCAUCCGUGGCAGCGACUCGCCGUUUGGCAGAGCAGCGAUCCGACGAGCACAGGGAAUUGGAGCAGAAGUUUUUGUUGCUGUGAAGACUUCCAACGCAACAGGUCUCGCUGCAACUGAGAUGGGAGUUGACCAGGCUCAUGUUCUGGAUGACGACUAUGAUUCUUGCAUGGACGAGAUCCUUCGUCAGACUCAGAAUCGGGGAGUGGAUGUUAUACUCAACUGCCUCCCUGGAGGAAUUGACCCUAACUGGGUCGAAUGUCUCUGCGACUUCGGGACUUUCAUCUCAAUGGAGCCCAGAGCAUCCGGGCUCCCUCCCAGCCUGGUUGCUUCGCGCCGCAACGCCACCUUCGUGAGCUUGGACGUGUCUCCCCUCUUUAAAUCAAAGCCGAAGCUUGCCAAACGCCUCUUUGACGAGACUUGCAAACUUCUUGAGACUGAAGACCUCAUUCCACCGGAUCCUCGAUCCGUCAAAUCGGUUUCUGAUGUUGAUGACAUAGUGUCACGGUUUGACGGUGGCGAAGCACCUAGCCACAUAGUCCUGACGUUUGACGCCCACGCCCAAGUUCUACUGCGUCAUGCCAAAUUACCUCAGCUGCAACUAGACAAACAAGGCACUUAUAUCCUCGCAGGAGGUCUUGGUGCACUAGGCCUCAAGAUUGCGGAUAUGAUGUUUGAUCAUGGCGCUGGACGUGUCGUGUUUCUCUCUCGGUCAGGAGGACAGAAUAAUUCAGCCGACCUAGAUUGCUUCCGUCAACGAGGCCUGGCCAUUGAUGCAUUGAAGUGCGAUGUAUCAGUUUCAUCUCAAGUUGAUGAGGCAAUUCGACAUCUUCAGGGGCAAGGGCGGCGCAUUCGGGGCGUGAUCCAGUGUGCAAUGGUGCUUGAAGACGCAAUCUUUGAAAAUAUGAUAUACGAUCAAUGGCAAAGGUCAACUUUGCCCAAGAUUCAGGGCACAAUGAACCUUCAUGAGUUCACUCCUCGUGACGUGGACUUCUUCAUCCUCUUAUCCUCAAUCACUUGCGUCAUUGGAAACGCCGCGCAAUCGAACUAUGCCGCAGGAAACACAUUCGAAGAUGCGUUCGCUCAUUUCCGUCGUAGCCAGGGCCUCGCUGCAACAGCAAUUGAUGUUGGACUUGUCAUCGACUCGGCUCACUUCACGGGCGGCUUUGAUAUGGACGCUUAUUUCCAGAUGUAUGAGCAUCGGUGGGAUGGUUUACAGACGACCCAGUCAGAGCUUGACGCCGUUUUGAAAGCUGCCAUGCGAGGUCGGACAGCAGACGGAAAACUCAUCGAGCCGCAGAUAGUUCUCGGCCUGGGUAGUUCAAUGCCCGUUAGUCCUUCAUCGGCAGUAUGGACCAAGGACCCGAAGUUCAGUCACCGGGAACCUCCCGCGAAACGACUUGCUCAAGCGGAGAAUACCCAGGGGGCGGUCAGUAUUGUGGAAGAAGUCCUGCGAGGCUACGCAGCACAGAUCAUGGACGUAGCAAUGACAGAAAUUGACACGGAAAAAGCUUUCUAUGACUUUGGAGUUGAUUCAUUGAAGGCCGUUGAGCUCCGGAACCGCAUCUUCCGUGAUGUGCAGAGCGAUAUAUCAGUAUUUGAGUUGUUGAGCCCCUCGCCUCUGUCCAAGUUGGCAGUAGACAUUCUAAGGAAAAGCAAGUUCACGGCUAAACAGUAG